AUGGCGCUGCUGGAGCAGGCCUUUCGGAUCAAGGAGGACAUCGUCACCAACCUGCUGGGGACCCAGGGCACCUACCAGGCAAAGACUGCCUCCAGAACACUCCUGGAGAACCACAUCCAGACCAUCACCAGCAUUGUCAAGCAGCCCAGCACAGACAUUGAGGUCUUGGAAGGACAGAUCCUUCAGUGGGAUGGAAUUUCUUCAGGAACAAGCUUGGCAGUUCAGAACCUGGAUCACAAGCACCUGGCUGGGAUUGGAGACCUGCGUGGAAGAGUGGCCAGAUGCGACGCCAGCAUCUCCAAACUGUCUGGAGAUGUGAGUUCUUCCAGCCAAGAGAUCCAGAAACUACAGAAAGAAACCCAUGAUGUGACGUCAGCCCUGGAGAUGCACAAAGAGCUUGAACUGAAGAUAACGCAAUUGCUGGGGAAAAUGGAAACAUCUGUGUCUGAACAGAACUCAAACUUAAGAGCAGCUCGAGGGGAUCAACUCCACGAACUGCAGCUGCUAGAUGUAAACAGGACCCUAGGUGCUCUGGCUGAUGUCAGGGAGCAGAUUCACAGCCAGCGGAAGUGGGCUGAAGUGCAGCUGAGCCGGUCCCAGCAGGUCCAGACUCAGGGCACGGAGCAGCUCCAGUCACUGCUGCGGGAAAGAGUGGAAAUGACAGAAAAGAAAAUGCAAGACAGCAAGAACCUCCUAACCGUCAGACUGGAAAAAUGUGAAGAGAGGCAGGAACUUGAAAUCAGGGCGAACAGAGCGAAGCACGCAGAAGACAAGCUCACCUCUAGGAUUAGGAAAGUAGAGAAGAUCUGGGAGGAGCCUGAGAUCAUAAAGACUGAAUACAGAUCAGGGUUCGAGUCGAUCCAUGACGCUAUCAGCUCCCUGCGGCAGAUAAAUGAGACCAACAACAGGAUGCACAAAGAAAAGGUCCAGAAGGACAUCAAGCAGAUCAGAAGGAAGCUGGUUCAACUGAAAGAUGUUUGACUUCACAUCUUGAAAUUGAACCAGUUGAACCAGGGAAAGCCUAAACUGGUAGAAUUGUAUAUUGUCUGUUCCAAUCAUUUGUUUGUGUGCUUUUUUUUUUAAUCUACUUAAAAUGCUAUUUUCCGAAAUACACCGAUUGUAUUACUGUAUGGGUCGGGGUCCCAGUGCAGCAAAGGGUGCUAGUGCUAGUUUCACCUCUGCAUGGCUGAAUCCAGCUCAGGUCCCAUGCAAAAUAAGUUUGGUGGGCUUAACUGCCCCCCUCAGUGGACAGCAGUGCACUUCCUUGCAAUUCAGAAUAAUGGUCAAUGUGCACCACAUGGAGGGCAUGCAGCAAACACUGCUCCCUCACUUCCUUCAACAUGUUCUCAUUUAGACCUUACUGAAACUGAUUACCCCUAAAAACAGGGAGUUGGUGUAAUCUCAGGAUAAGGUGGUUGAUGCAAUCUAGGGGGAUUCCCCAAUUCUGUAAAAAGCUCUAAUAAAACCCAGCUUUUUUACUGGGGAGAGGUGAAGGUCGAUCAAAUUAACCCCUAAGGCAAGGAGACACAUAUUUCAGCUGAUGCCAUCAUCAUCAGUACAGAGGGGAACAGUUUAAACAUGUUCCUAUACAGUACAUUCAACUGGGCAUUAGCUGAAGCAUAGGUCUGUUUGCCUUUGUGUCUUAUAAAAUGUAACCCAACUUAUGCUAGCAUGUUUGAAGUCACAAAUGAACUACCAAAAGCGUCGCACCAACAAGUAGGCUUUCCAGCCGUUCUGACUGACUAAACUAUUUAUUGAAUUGCAACCACAGUAUAAACAGAAGCUCCCUUUUCUGCUUCCCCACUGUUUGGGUAUUUUGUGUAAUUUUAACAAUUUUUGAGACCAUAAAAAGAGGUCUGAUAAUCUUGUUACUGAUCCCUUUGUUCUGUAAAACAGAAAAUUGUACAGUAGUAAAGUGUUAUUUUAUAUAAAAUGUAUGUAAACAUAAUAAAACACA
Messenger RNA from Polyodon spathula (Mississippi paddlefish), 1957 nucleotides. Its product is annotated as protein FAM81B-like. Lineage: Eukaryota; Metazoa; Chordata; Actinopteri; Acipenseriformes; Polyodontidae. The record is from RefSeq and is a predicted model, not a curated record. The transcript has 8 exons. Bases 1 to 981 code for a protein of 326 amino acids.